Molecule: messenger RNA, 1353 nt
Organism: Dentiscutata erythropus
Lineage: Eukaryota; Fungi; Glomeromycota; Glomeromycetes; Diversisporales; Gigasporaceae
Source: the annotation of a GenBank genome assembly
AUGUCCGAAACCUCUGCUUAUAUCAAUCAUGUAGCUAACGUAACUAGUAGUGCUAUUGGUGUAGCAAAAAUUUUUUCAUCUACCGCUUCUGUUGUUGCUGAUGCUAUUUAUCUUAGAGAAAUUGAAGGUGGUAUUACUAAUAUCACCGAUAAUAUAACUCAAAUUAAUUCAAAAUUGGAUGACAUUACUCAAUUAAAUUUAGCUUGGCAAAAAAAAUUAUUAAAUAAUGAUGAAAAUAUUUUUGAAUCUGCUUUGAUUAAAAUGACUGAUUUAUAUGAUCCUCCUGAACCAGUAAAACGUGGAAAAAUUUCAAAAAAAACUUUAAAUUACGAUGAUGUGGCUGUUAAAGAAAAAUUUUUUGAAUCAAAUGAUCAAGAUCUUAUUAAAGAUAUUCUUACUAAAAUUGCUAAUUUUACUUUAAGUCGUGGUUUUAAUGAUCCUACUAAAAAUGUAUUACCUACUAUUGAAAUGGUAAGAUGGAUGGCUCCUGAAAAAUUAAUUGAUCAUGAAAAGAAUCCUUACACUAUAAAGUGUGAAAUAUAUAGGUACAAUGAAAGAGAUAUAUUAGAAAUUCGUAAUUUAGUAUUAGUAAAAAAAGUUCGUCCAUCAUUUAGUAUCGGUGUUCCUACUGAGUAUUCAAAAAUCUCUUAUCAAUCAAUGCAAGAAAGUCCAAAUGCUCGUCCUGCUCUUAAAAAUAUAUUUAUGACUAUUUAUAGUCUUAAUCAAAAAUUUCAUCCUAAAUCUUCUCCAAAACCUGGUCUAUCUCGUAUGCCUACUGAUGAAGAUUUACCAGAUGUGGAUCCUAAUGAACUUUCUUUGGAUGAUUUAACUUUAGAUUUAAAUGUUUUAAGUAUGAAAGAAGCUAUUGCUGAACAUAGGAAAAAGAAUGGCGAUAAAUUAAAAGUAUGGGAUGCAUUUAAAGUACAUGCUGAUGAAUUUGGUGAUAUUACUGCGAGAUAUUGGGUAGGAUACUAUCUUUAUUAUGGACUUUGCCCGAUUGAUGAUCCUAAUGAUGAAAAUAAGAAAUGUCAACGUUUAGAAAAAGCUGCAGCAUUAUUUAAAGAAGCAGCAGAUUCAGGUUUAGCCGAUGCUCAAUUACGUUAUGGACAUUGUUUAUGGUUAGGAGAAGGUAUCCAAAAAAAUAUAAAAGAAGCAAUUGAAUAUUUUCAAAAGUCAGCAGAUAACGGUAAUACUACUGCAUUAUAUAAUAUUGGUAAUUUAUAUUAUAAUGGGUCAGCAGGAGUUUCUCAGGAUAAGGAAUUAGGGAUUAGAUAUUUAAGAAAGGCUGCUCUGCAAGGACAACCUAAAGCAUUGGAUAUGUGUAAAAGGAAAGAGAUUGGAUUGGUGGGUUAG